Coccidioides immitis RS is the source of this 2301-nucleotide messenger RNA. RefSeq names its product DNA repair protein Nse1. The record is from RefSeq and is a predicted model, not a curated record. Gene Ontology annotation, biological process: double-strand break repair via homologous recombination; DNA damage tolerance. The transcript is spliced from 3 exons. The coding region runs from base 27 to 992 and encodes 321 amino acids. Lineage: Eukaryota; Fungi; Ascomycota; Eurotiomycetes; Onygenales; Onygenaceae. Gene Ontology annotation, molecular function: ubiquitin-protein transferase activity. Gene Ontology annotation, cellular component: nucleus; Smc5-Smc6 complex.
ACGAGAAACAAUUGAAUACUGCAUCCAUGCCAGUCGCUGGAGAUGAAAAUUAUGAUAACAGCCAUCGGGCAUUUUUGCAGGCUUUGAUGGCUCGAUCCACCAUGACUCUUAACGAAGCAAAACCUAUUUUAGCAGCUAUCCUCUCUGUCAAAGACGGCCGAGAAGUACUACCGGAAGAUGUCACCCAAGCCGAUCUAUCAAAUUACAUUUCCUCAAUUAACACUGCUAUUUCACCUUUCGACUUCGAGAUUCGCAAUUCAGUGCAUCAGACGAAUCAUACUCGAGUCUAUGCUCUAGUUAACACCACCAGUGAUCCUCUCAUGCAGCUUGCGACCACCUACACGGCGGAUGAAAUCGCGUACGUGAAGCGACUUCUCGACGCCAUGUUUGAGACAAAUAACACAUUACGCGAGGAAGCUAUGGUAGUGUCCGCUAUCAAAGCUGUGCAAUUGGCAAAAGUUUCCAACAAUAAUAGUCGGCGAGAAUCUCAGAGUGCAACACAGGGAGGCAAUGCGCAGCCAUUGAGUAUGAGGGAAGCAGAAGAUAUGUUGCAGAGAUUAGUCGACGAAGGGUGGUUUGAAAAGAGCCGCAAGGGCAAUUAUUCCUUGACACCACGCGCACUGAUGGAGCUGCGAACAUGGCUCAUUGAAUCUUAUAAUGAUGAUGUGGAUGAAGACGAACAGGAUAAUGGACGAAGGCAUGACAAAAUAAAGUUUUGCUUUGCCUGCAAGGAUUUGAUAACUGUGGGCCAACGGUGUUCUCAGCGUCAAUGUCCAGCACGCUUACACAAUAUGUGUGUUCAAAAUUUCUUUCGCCUGCAGAGAGCCGAAACCUGCCCUUUUUGCAAAACCAAUUGGACAGAGAAUAAUUUUGUUGGCGAACGUGCUCUAUCUAACCAGGCCUCGCGAGGUGCGGCCGGUGCUGCACCGCGUACCUCCCUGCGGACAUCGACACCAAUGGAUAUCGAACCCAAUGCAGGUGGUUUUGAAUAAUCAAGAGUCACCUCUAUGAGUGGCAAGCUCUCGAACGGGCCACCGUUUGCGCCCUUUCUCAUAUAAAGUUUGGGUGUGCUUUACCCAUUUCCAGAUAAAAUCCCCCGCCACCCUUUUACCCGAGAAUCGACAGGUAGGUCUACUAUAUAUCCCACGCUUCACGCUGUGCUGUAGAAAUUACUAGCCUGGAUUCGAACGUGGCUUUGCGCCCGUAGUUCGAGUUUACACUUUAUUACAUACGACCGCCAUCUAACGAUGAAUUAUGGGUUCGGGUUAGAACCUCCAUCGUACCACGUGCUACUUGUAAUGCAUCAUUCAAGAGCACCAGAACAUAAAUUUGAGGUCGCAAGUGUUGUCUCUACAUGGAGAUAUUCAUUGAUGUGAAUAGCAUUCAUGUACAGCUACAUCGUGACGUUUGGGUCCCGGUUUAUCGACACCAGACCUAGGAACGGACUUGCUUGCUUCGUUGUUGGCUAUCGAGCGAUGGAUUUUGUUCCUCCUGUCCGUGGGGCACCAAAACAUCCCAAUGUUAGAGAUAAUAUAGAUUUCGCUACAUUAUCCGUUAUCACGCCAAGCAUUAUUCCGGGAGCUAUUCCAAAGUUUUCGAAAGAAAUUAGAUGACCAAGUCUUAAGGCAUUCCCAUCUUCACGCUACAUGCGGCAUCAGCUAGGCAACUUGGAGAGUUUUAGUUUAUGCGUAGCCGAGCAACACUCUCUAGAAAAGUGCUCGAAGCAAAAAGCCCCUAUCUCCCACAUAAACACACAAAAUGUUGGUGCAGGCAUUCAACCAGUCCCUUAAAUGAUGCUAAUGUUGAAUAUUUAUAAAUGCAACCUUUAAUCUACUUUUUCCUCUUCUCCCGGCAGCCUGUUCAUCUCAGGGACUAAACUGAUGGCCCAGCUCGUGCCAGAAGUUUUCUCGAUCAAAAUCAUCUUCACUAGAAGAAAGAGCUCUGGGCUUGAGGCUACGUGAUCCACCGAAAUUUUUUGCACGCCGGAUGCCGAUAAAAGCUGCGGUUCUGCAUCCUAUAAGUGGAAGUGACAUGUUUAAAGAGGCGAGCCUUGGUACCAGCUACUCCUACACUGGAUAAAGGUCUCGGCACCUCCCAGCCAUUCUGUGCAUGACGAGAUCCGUGACCAUGUCCUGAACAAGAUUAUGAGUGGUAAGUCAUAUGACAGAUUCUCAAUUGAUGGUGUUCCGGGAGAAGUUCAGUGGAAUAUCGUCGCUAGACUCUGAUGAUGGCCUUGAAGUGUGAUAUACGUCUACCAGCGAGGAGUUGUUGCACUCCGUUUGCAGUGCACUGUAACCGAUA